AAAAGCAAUCAAUAAAACGAAGGAUCACUGCAGUGUGUUGGAGGACAGUGGAGGGGGAGGCGUCUCCCACAUUACACACAGGAUUUAGUUUAGCAGGAAUCUUGCGAUGACAGAGUUGGGAUCAGACCUCAGAGAAACGGACCUGUGGAAGCCCCUAUGGAGAUGGCAAUCUUCAACAGGACUCUUUAUGCCACCUGUGAAGUAGCUCCUGACCGUAGUCUACCCAUCGGUCAACCUGAAAUAUAUGGACAAGUUCUCUUCAAACAAAUCUUUCCAGCAGGCACUGUGCAAGUGAUGGUCAAUCUUCGUGGCUUGCCCAUUGAUGAUCAUCAGAAACGUGCCAUUCAUUUCCAUCAGUAUGGAGAUAUGAGCCAAGGGUGCAUUACUACUGGUCCACACUACAACCCCCUCAGUGUUGACCAUCCUGCUCACCCUGGAGACCUAGGCAACUUUGUCUCCAGCAAUGGAACCAUAAGGAGAUAUAUGAAAGUUGAUGGGGCUACACUUUUUGGAGGUCAGUCCAUUCUGGGACAUGCUGUGGUGGUCCAUGAGAAGGAGGACGAUCUAGGAUUAGGGCCGGAUGAGGAGAGCAAACGAAGUGGCAAUGCAGGAAGAAGGAUUGCUGGAUGUGUCAUUGGCAUCUGCUCUCCAAGCCUGUGGCAAAAGAACACGGAACUCACCAAGGAUGUGGAGGAGGAGAAACAGUGAUGGGCAGAACAAAGAAGUACGAAGAGAGAGAGUCAGUGAUGGAGAAAGAUGAGGGAGGAAAUGUAAGAUAAGAUAAGGCCACAAGAAGUUUAGAAGAUCAAGAACCAUGAUUUCAAUGUGAUUGCCAGGCUCUACUGUGGGCGUACACUCUUAAAAAGAUGGUGCUUCAAGGGUUCUUCAGUGAAGAAAAUGGUUCUAUGUAGAACCAUGAUCACUGAAAGAGCCUUUUUCAUUAUUAAAAGAUGCUUCGCAUCAUGAAAUCAUUCUUCAGAUUAAUGUAGGAUGUGCUGCAGGUGAUUCUAUACA
Colossoma macropomum (tambaqui) is the source of this 1014-nucleotide messenger RNA. It is a transcript of the gene sod3a, whose product is annotated as superoxide dismutase 3, extracellular a. Gene Ontology annotation, biological process: removal of superoxide radicals. The transcript has 2 exons. NCBI's taxonomy places the organism in Eukaryota, Metazoa, Chordata, Actinopteri, Characiformes, Serrasalmidae. The record is from RefSeq and is a predicted model, not a curated record. Bases 157 to 708 code for a protein of 183 amino acids. Gene Ontology annotation, molecular function: superoxide dismutase activity; copper ion binding.